AUGGGUUGUUUACAACCAAAAUAACACACUAGAAUAGUACCAAUGCAAACUAGUCAUAACGAUUCUGUUUUUACUUCGACGACAGACAUCCAUUCUCUUUAUAAUUUCGGUAAGGUCCUUGGAAUAGGUUCUUUCGGCAAGGUUGUCCAAGCUACUAUGAAAAAUAACUCAACAAAACAGUAUGCCAUCAAGAUUAUAGACAAAAAUAAUCUUCAUGGAAAGGAAGCAUAAUUGGCGAAUGAAAUAUAUACACUCAAAAAACUAGAUCAUCCAAACAUAAUUAAGUUUUAUGAAGUCUAUCAGAGUGAAUUAUAUAUUUAUAUAUGCAUGGAAUAUUGCGAAGGAGGUGAGUUAGUAGAAAGAAUUGCAAAACAGCAGAUAAAUUUAACUGAACACUAAGUACAAAGAAUUAUAUCUAAAAUAUUAUCUGCUGUCAUCUACAUACAUGAAUAAGGAAUAGUGCAUAGAGAUAUUAAGGCUGAGAACAUUUUAUUUACUGAAUAAAGUCUCUAUUCUGAACCUAAGUUGAUUGACUUUGGAUUCGCAAAUAAAUUUGAUGUAGUACAUAGACGAAGAAAACUAAAGACUUUUAUUGGCACACCUCUCUAUAUGCCUCCAGAAGUCAUAGAAGGAGAUUACGAUGAAAAAUGUGAUAUCUGGAGUCUCGGUGUUCUUCUUUACAGUCUCUUGUGUGGCUCUCCUCCAUUUGUAGGACAGUCUAAGGAGAAACUGUUUCUCAAUAUAAGAUUGAAGGAAGUGAAAUUUGAAUCUAAAGUAUGGAACACUAUAUCUGAUGAUGCUAAGAAUUUACUUUUUUAAAUGCUCUCUAAAGAUCCGAAUCUGAGACCCUCUGCAAAAAAGUGUAUGGAUCAUCCAUGGUUCCAAACUAAAUAAAAUCCAUCAUCAUUAUUUACUGACCGACUUAAAUCUGCUCAAUUACAAUAGGAUAGAACCAUUUAUUAAAUGCUAAAAACUUAUAGAGGAGGGGCCAAGUUCAAAAAGGAAGUCACCAAAGUUCUCAUUAACCAAAUGAAUGAAUCCGAUUUACAACAUCUAAAAUAGAUAUUCUCAAAAAUUGAUGUUGACAACUCAGGAACUAUUACUGUUGAUGAACUUAAAUCAGCUUUAAUUAAGGAGGGUUCCAUCGUAACUCAUUGGGAAAUUGAGCAAUUAAUUUAAACUAUUGUCUUAGAAGAGGAUGAAGGCAUCCAAUUGAUGGGAGAACAUGAUGGAACCCAAUACUAAGAAAUCAAAUCUCCAAAACCAUUAAUGAUUAAAUAUACUGAUUUCUUAGCUGCUUGUAUAGAUCAAAGAAAAAUAUUCACUAGAGAAAGAUUAUGGUCUUUAUUUAAGUAUUUCGAUACUCUCAAUGUGGGACACAUUUAAAAGGAUGAUAUUAAAGAAGCCUUGGCUAGACAUGGAAGACAAAUUUCGGAAGACAAAAUUAAUUAAAUGAUCAAUGAAAUCAAUCCUAAUCAUAAUAAUUAGAUCUCGUUUGAUGAGUUUUGUUAAAUGAUGUGUGAUCAAGGAGUAGAUAAGACUAUGAAUAUCAAGGAUGAAUUCAAAGAACCACCAUCAAGAGUCGAUUGA
Molecule: messenger RNA, 1590 nt
Organism: Paramecium tetraurelia
Lineage: Eukaryota; Ciliophora; Oligohymenophorea; Peniculida; Parameciidae
Exons: 3
Biological process (GO): peptidyl-serine phosphorylation; intracellular signal transduction; protein autophosphorylation
Cellular component (GO): nucleus; cytoplasm
Molecular function (GO): calcium ion binding; calmodulin binding; ATP binding
Source: RefSeq, a predicted model, not a curated record